This is a messenger RNA of Penicillium mononematosum, 672 nucleotides long. RefSeq lists its product as uncharacterized. The transcript has 2 exons. The record is from RefSeq and is a predicted model, not a curated record. Bases 1 to 672 code for a protein of 223 amino acids. Lineage: Eukaryota; Fungi; Ascomycota; Eurotiomycetes; Eurotiales; Aspergillaceae.
AUGUCGUUGCUUUUACGUGGCCUCAGAGUAACUAGCACCAACCGCCUCGCUCUACCUACUUCAAGACGCACGUUUGCGAUAUCUUCUAUUGCCAUGGCACCCACCAUCAGCGAUGCAAUUAAGAAGGAUCACCGAGAGAUAGAGACGUAUUACGACAACAUCCUCAAGGCCCCAGACGAGACCGAGCAGACAAAAUGGCAAAACCAGUUUACAUGGGAACUGGCACGGCACUCCAUUGGAGAGGAGCUUGUCGUCUACCCGGCCUUUGAGAAGUACGUGCCCAACGGCAUCGAACUAGCCAACAAAGAUCGCCAAGAGCAUCAAUCGGUCAAAGAGCAACUGAAGAAAUUCCAGAAUAUGAAGCCUUCGGAUUCUGAAUUCAUUCCUACCAUCAAGUCUCUGAUGGAAGAUCUGUCUCAGCAUAUCAAGGAAGAAGAGACGGAUGACUUGCCUAAGCUGGAGGACGUCCUCUCGCAAGAGGAGAGUGAGAAGUACUCGACAUCCUUUGGAAGGACCAAGAUGUUCGUUCCAUCCCGUUCUCAUCCCAGUGCCCCAGACAAGCCACCGUUUGAGACGGCUGUUGGCCUUUUGACCGCGCCGAUUGAUCAUCUUUCCGACCUCUUCCGCAAGUGGCCUCACACCUCGGGGAUGCCCAAUCCGUCUUCGAAAUGA